Messenger RNA from Besnoitia besnoiti, 1860 nucleotides. RefSeq names its product aldehyde dehydrogenase. The transcript is spliced from 14 exons. Bases 1 to 1860 code for a protein of 619 amino acids. Gene Ontology annotation, molecular function: oxidoreductase activity, acting on the aldehyde or oxo group of donors, NAD or NADP as acceptor. NCBI's taxonomy places the organism in Eukaryota, Apicomplexa, Conoidasida, Eucoccidiorida, Sarcocystidae. The record is from RefSeq and is a predicted model, not a curated record.
AUGGAAGACCGCGACACGCGCAUUCGGCUGGUGGCCGCGCAGAAGGACGCUUGGGCUGCGCUCAGCGCGAAAGAGAAGCUCGCGUUGAUUGACGAGCUCAUGGACAGGCUGAAGGAGUUCUCUGACGAGCUCCACGAAGCCUCGAUCGAGAAACGUGACGAGCCGGGAGCUGUGCUCAAGGACCAGGACAACAACACAGGCAAAGCCGGCGACGGCAACGACGCGGCUGAAGAAGCCGAGGGCGGCUAUGCUUGCUUAGAUCCCGAAAAGCAACGGAUGCUGGAAACUGCUUCAGGGGUCGCUCACUGGCUGCACUCCUCCAUGCUCAUCGGGAUCUGGCUGAGCGUCAUCCGGGAGUACUUUGAGGCGGUUGUGCUCACUGGCAAGCCCCCGCGGCCUCUCGCCGUGACGCCUGUGCAGCGUGGAACCAAGAAGGAAGAAGAGGAUACGCAAAAACCGAGUCAGCACCUCGUUAAGGUGGGUCCGAAGGGACUGCUGUUCACGACGAUGCUUUCGUUUGGAACCAUGGAGCUCCUGGUGGACGGAGCGGUUGAGCAAGAUAUGCUGCAUGAGCGCCCCGGAGGCGUUGUCGCCGUGCUGGGCGCUGGCAACUUCGACGCCCCCGUUGACGUCCUUGCCGCCCUCUUCAUCGAGAACAGUGUCUGCGUUUACAAGAGCAGCCCGUUCAACCACCGCGUCGGGCCUGUGCUAGAGCGGAUUUUCAAGCCCCUGGUUGAUCGCAACUUCCUUCUCUUCGUGGAGGGAGACGUCAAGGAGGCGACCGCCUUGCUGCAUCACGAGUGCGUGACUAAGUGGAUCAUGACAGGCAGCAUUCACACUGCGAGCCGCAUCAUCUGGGGCUCGCCGAAUCCGCCGCCGAGAGCGGAUCCGCUGCCCAAGCCCGUCUUCGACAAGCCUUUCAUCGGCGAACUCGGCUCCUGUACGCCGUGGAUCAUCUGCCCCGGCAAGUGGUCGAAACGAGAGCUUGAUUGGCACGCUCGAAACGUCGCUGCCGCACUCUUGUAUAACGGGGCGCACAUCUGCGUCCAUCCGCAGUUGCUCCUAACCUGCAAGAACUGGGCACAGAGGGACGCGUUUCUGAACCUCGUGAGAGAAUACCAGAGGGAGACUCUGUACGUGGGCUGCUACUAUCCCGACUACGCCGACAGAAUACGGGGUGCGCGAGAGAAGCUCCUUGCGCUGGGACAGAAACCCGAAGAUUUCGAAGUUCCGGUUUCCGUGCCGCUCUCGGGGCGCUUUGCGCACAAGGAAAUGAAUUACGUCAUCUUCGCGACCGACCUGCCCCAGGACAACUUCAUUGCAGUCGAGGAGAUGUUCUCCCCGGUGUGCGGCGAGGUGCCGCUGGACACGCCGGCUACGGUCGCGGACUUCUUGCCGGCGGCCGUGGAGUACGCGAACGAGAAAGUCUGGGGCACGCUGUCGGUCAGCGUCUCUGUGAAACCGAACAGCCACAAAGAUGAACAGGCUGUCGAGAGCGCGAUCCUCGACCUUCGCUACGGGUCUGUGCACAUUAACGCGCUCUCGAUGUUCGCCAUCGCCUUCCCGACGCUUGUCUGGGGGGGCUACCCCGGGGCCUCGAUCUUCGAUCUUCAAUCGGGCCUUGGAUUUUAUGGCAACUGCUACGGUUUCAAGCGCCCCAUCAAGUCGGUCAUUCGGGCUCCAUUCCUCAACUUCACCCAGAUGUUGAUCGUUCCCAGCAACAAGCACAACGUGAGGAAGAUGGCGAAGCUGUGGCGGCGGAUUGUCGUGUCGAUCCUCGAUCGCAGAUCGACGCAGGGCUGGUUCAGCUUCAGCGGCCAAAUCACCAAGAUCGUGUCUGCCUUCGUGGCAAAUUUGUAG